Tarenaya hassleriana is the source of this 1128-nucleotide messenger RNA. Its product is annotated as bidirectional sugar transporter SWEET5. The record is from RefSeq and is a predicted model, not a curated record. The coding region runs from base 151 to 888 and encodes 245 amino acids. The transcript has 6 exons. Gene Ontology annotation, biological process: carbohydrate transport. Gene Ontology annotation, molecular function: sugar transmembrane transporter activity. Gene Ontology annotation, cellular component: membrane. Lineage: Eukaryota; Viridiplantae; Streptophyta; Magnoliopsida; Brassicales; Cleomaceae.
CAACAAAGGAGAUUCAGAGAGUACCGAGAGAAGAUUGGUCGUCGUCUUCGUCGGAGAAAACCCUAAAUCUCCUUUUCUUCUCUUUUCUUGCGAUUAAAGGGAAUUUUUUAUAAGAUAAGGGAAAAAUAUUUGAAACGCUCAAACAGAAAAAUGUUGGAAAUUCACUCGGUCCGAACCAUCGUCGGAAUUGUCGGAAACGUAAUCUCUUUCGGUUUGUUCUGCUCGCCAAUACCAACGUUCAUGAAGAUAUGGAAGGCGAGAACGGUGGGGGAGUUCAAGCCGGAUCCGUACGUGGCGACGGUGUUGAACUGCAUGAUGUGGUCUUUCUACGGCAUGCCCUUCGUCCAUCCCGACAGCCUUCUCGUCAUCACCAUUAAUGCCACUGGCCUCCUUAUGGAGCUCGUCUACGUCGCCAUCUUCUUCUACUUCUCUCCUUGGCCCUCUCGCAAAAAGAUAACCAUGGCGCUUGUGAUCGAGGUGGUAUUCAUGGCGACAGUAAUACUAUGCACAAUGUAUUUAUUGCAUACAACGAAGGCGAGGUCGAUGCUGAUUGGGAUCAUGUGCAUCGUUUUCAACAUCAUCAUGUACGCGUCUCCUCUGACCGUCAUGAAAACUGUAAUAAGAACGAAGAGCGUAAAAUACAUGCCGUUUUUCUUGUCGAUCGCCAACUUCAUGAACGGCUGCGUCUGGGCUGUUUACGCCCUUCUCCAAUUCGACCCCUAUAUUUUGAUACCGAAUGGGCUGGGGACAAUAUCAGGAGCGAUACAGCUAAUAUUGUACGCGUUAUACUACAAGACGACGAGAUGGACCGACGAGGAAGAAGAAGAGCAUAAACGCAAGAUGGAUGCGGAGCUUCAACUCGCUAAUCGCACCACCCUCCCCGCUUAAUUUUCCUUUUUUUAUUACAUUCAUUCUUAAUCUCUCUCUCUCUCUCUCUACAUAUAUAUAUGUAUAUGUACUCUUACAAUAUUUCAUUAUUUAAUUUUAGUGAUGAUUUUGUUGAAUUGGAUUUGGACCCUUUUCUACAGCAGAGAUACACAAAUAUUUGCCAAACGUACACAAGGAAGGAAACUUUAAUCGUUGAUUUGUGAAGUUAAUUGAGCUAAUAUAAUAAUAAUUUCAUGAUUU